Molecule: messenger RNA, 6519 nt
Organism: Cavia porcellus (domestic guinea pig)
Lineage: Eukaryota; Metazoa; Chordata; Mammalia; Rodentia; Caviidae
Gene: Dnaaf11
Product: dynein axonemal assembly factor 11
Exons: 12
Coding region: 126-1445 (439 amino acids)
Biological process (GO): outer dynein arm assembly
Cellular component (GO): cytoplasm
Molecular function (GO): protein binding
Source: RefSeq, a predicted model, not a curated record
ACCGUAGAGUCCCCGUUGCCAUGACUCCUAGAUUCUGAAGCCGACGCGAAGGGGCAGCCUCAGAGGUGAAGGGAGUCCCGGGAGCCUGGGUCUGGCUUCCAAGGGCAGCGAACAGGAAAGGUGCCAUGGGCUGGAUCACAGAAGAUCUUAUUAGACGGAAUGCUGAACACAAUGACUGUGUAAUUUUUUCCCUGGAGGAACUUUCCUUGCAUCAGCAAGAAAUAGAAAGACUAGAACAUAUUGACAAAUGGUGCCGGGAUUUAAAAAUUCUCUAUCUUCAAAAUAACCUUAUUGGGAAAAUUGAAAAUGUUAGCAAACUCAAGAAACUUGAAUAUUUGAAUUUAGCUCUAAACAACAUUGAAAAAAUUGAAAAUUUGGAAGGAUGUGAAGUGCUGACAAAACUUGACUUGACUGUGAAUUUCGUUGGGGAGCUGAGCAGCAUUAAAAGCCUGAAACACAACAUCCACCUGAAGGAGCUCUUCCUCAUGGGUAACCCGUGUGCUGACUUCGAUGGCUACAGGCAGUUCGUGGUGGCCACACUUGAGCAGUUACAGUGGCUAGAUGGUAAAGAAAUAGGUCGUUCAGAAAGGAUUCAGGCACUGCAGAACUAUCCAGUAGUUGAAGAGCAAAUCAGAGAACAGGAAAAAGCUUACCAGCUCAGAAGAGCCAAAGAGAAAGAAGAGGCUCUGGGGAAGCUUGCGGAAGGAUGUGAACAGGAAGACAAGAAGACCAACCCAGGCACUGAUGGGCUUCCGUCCACAGACAUCCCUGUGACACUCCCAUCUUCGUCAGAGAACAAAGAACAAGUCCAGCUACCAGAAAUACAAGAAGAUGCACGCAGCACAAAGAAAUUGAAUGGAAGUGAAGAUGACCUGGAAUUCUGGAACAAACCCUCUCUGUAUACUCCGGAAUCUAGACUGGAAACUCUCAGACAUGUGGAAAAGCAACGGAAAGAACAAGAAAAAUUAAGCAAAAAGAAGAAAGAAGUGAAGCCACUGCGGACGUUGGUCACUGACUCCGGAAAGGCCCUGAAUGUCAAUGAGCCCAAGCUUGAUUUCUUUUUGAAAGAUGAUGAAAAACAUAAUCAGAUCAUCCUGGACCUGGCUGUCUAUAGGUAUAUGGAUACCUCUUUAAUUGACGUUGAUGUGCAGCCAAUGUAUGUACGAGUAAUGGUGAAAGGAAAGCCCUUUCAGCUCGUCCUUCCUGCAGAAGUUAAACCUGACAGCAGCUCUGCUAAAAGGUCACAGACGACAGGACAUUUGGUAAUCUGCAUGCCCAAGGUAGAAGAAAUAAUCACAGGUAGCCGGCAAACAGCCAAGUCUGUGAAGCCCAUGUUGGAUGGCAACAGAGAACAGAUGCGUACCAGUGGAUCAACUGAGGGAGGGGGAGAUUCUGAGUGUCCUGAAGGUCACAUGACCCGAGAAACGUUGAGAGAACUGCAGUGAGUCCAGUUCACACCUCUGCUGUCCUGAACCUGUGUUUAUGAUCUGUGUGCCACUUUAGACUCCUUUGAGCUUAGGCUACAGGGGUACAAGAGUUCCUUCACUGGUCUCCUGACCACCUUUGACCUUUGCUUAAAUACCUUCCCCAAAUGACCCUCUUGGAUACAUGUUUAGCACAUUACCUCGAUUCCUUCCGUUAAUACGUAUUUUCAAGGUUUUAUUGAUAACAUGUAAGUUUUUAUGGCAUCAUAACUGCUUAAGGUGAAGACAAGAUUUCUGUAUAUUAACUUUUAAGUGAUGUUGUGAUACUUUGGACACUAAAGCAGAGAUAGCAAUGCUUUUUCUAGUUGCACCUCAGUUUAUUUUAGCAGGCUGAGAUGUUUAUGGUAAGACCUAUCAGCAUUAUCUUUGUGAGUUCUAAAGUGCUUCGCUAUCAACCCAGAUUUCUUAGUAGAUGAAAUCUUUUAUCUUUGAAGUAUUGAGAUAUCUUAAUAUUUAAAGGAAUGUUUGUUAAAAUAGCUCAAGUUUUCUGCUGUAUUUUAUCGUAUGUGGUAGUAUAAACAAAAAUUGUUAUAGGCAAAGAGACAAUAUAGAAACCAUUGUUCAUUUUUCUGUUAGCUGGUUCUAAAUACUCUACAAUGCUUUCAUCCACUUGAAUGGUGUUACACAGUCUUGAUAUGUUUGAUGCUAUAGCAUAUGAAGUUAUAUUCAAAUAUUUCAAAGAAAAAGACACUAUGGUAACUACUAUUAAGUCGGGUUAUUUGGUGGUGAAGCACUAGGUUGCUGAAAGUGUCGUGCUUUAACCUGUGUUGUUGUUAUGCCCCCUUUUAUCUCAUCCUCUCCCUUAUUCAUUAAAAAUUAUUUAAUUAAAAAAUAUCAAACAAUAAAAAAUGCUGCUGGGUCUGUAGAGAAAAAGGAACCCUUUUCAACUGUUGGUUAGAGAGUAGACUAGUACAAACACUGUGGAAAUCAGUGUGGAGAUUCCUCAAAAAAUUAGGAUUAGACGUCCCAUUCAACCCAGGUAUUCCCCUUCUGUGUAUCUUCCCAGAAGGAUUGAAAAACAUCACACCACAGUGACAUAUGUGCAACCAUAAGGUUCAAAAUAUACAAUAGUCACUGUGAAAUGGGAGGAAACUGUUCAAUAAAAAGAAGAAACUAAGAUAGGAGAAAAGAGAAAGGAUAGAAGGGAAAAGAAAAAAGUGCAAGUUAGUUAUACCAUUAAUGUCACUUAGUUCACUGAAUAGGAAAGGUUGUGCUAAUGUUGAUUGAAGAAAUUUUUAUGCCCAUAUUUUGUACUUGAGUGACUAAAGAUAAUGAUGUAUAAUUUAUCAACAAUUGUUACUUUUUUAUUAUUUUGUUGUGGAAAUUUGUUUUACCUUUUCUUCUUAAUAUUAACAAAGUAAAAAUAAAAUAGCUCAAGUUUUCAACUUGUAGGAUCUACUUUUUAAAAACUUUUCCCUGUAGUUUCAACUUGAUAACAGAAACUACACAGAGCUUGAAAAGAAAAGUAUUUUUUUAGAAGAAGCAACUAAACUUCCUAGGUAUACUGCAAUGCUGCUUGAAAAAUAACUUGGAGCAAGCUCUGUGAUUGGAAAUGGAGUGCCCAGGUCAUAUUCUGCUUUAAGGGAUAAGAAAUACAGAUAAGUUACCACAAAAAUCCUCUUCCUUUUAAAAUAAUAUUCACUCAUUCUGAGUCUCCCUGAAUAUUAGCUAUCGUUCUUGCCUCUCUCCAGUUUCUAAUUAAGGAUCCUGGCUCUGUAACUGGAGAACCUCAGGCGAAAGCAAAUCUCCCUUAACAGGAUAGCCCAUAGAGUGUUCUUCACAAAGUACCCUUAUUUCUCAAUUCUCUUAAAGAAUGAGAUUCCAGUCCUUUCAACUACCUGGCUAUUUCCCAUGAUUUCCAAACUUUUACCAUCCAGAUGGUAAAAUCUAUUUUGCACUCAGGCAGACUAUCUUUGUGAUACAAAUGUAUAUGCUAGAAUUAUCAUCAUAAAAAUACCUGAACAGCAGCUAUACUUACAUCUUGCAUAAUGAAGCAGUCAGGCUUUGGUGUAUUCCAAGACAACUGUUAAAGAGAUUUUUAAGUUUGGGAGCUGUUUGAACAACAGGUAUGGAAUUGUAUUCCUCCUGAGAGGUAGGUUACUGUUUUUAAUCUUGGAAAUCCACUGCUAUUUCUGUACUGUGUGAUUUCCAUUACAGAUACAAGAUACCAGGGUAUUAUGACUGUUGUGAAUAUUCACUGUUAUAAUUAACCCCCAGCACUCUCAAUGCAUGUAAAGACUGAAUCUAAUUUGGGAGGAAUCACAGAGAGGGAAGUCCAAAUCAUUGCCAACAGUUUGGAGCUGGUUUUCAGACCCUAGGAAAACUAUCAUUAUUGUGAUUACACUUGAGGUUCUGAGAUGUCUGAGCAUAAUACCAACAGUAUUUUGCAAAGCCUUUCUUCUUCAUCUUUAUUUCUGAGAAGUGCUCACAUCAUAAACACAGAUAACAUGUAAAGGUUAUUUUCAGUGCUCCUUAGCUGUUGACAAACCACUGUACACAUCGCCUCUGGCUGGGCAACUCUUGUUUAAACAGCAGCCUUUCUUAAGGCUGAACAGGAGCCCUGUAGUUGCCUAGGGCUGGCGGCUUGAGGGAAAAGAUGGCAAGAAUAAUGGUAUUCUGGGUGCUAGAAUGUUCCAGAAUGUUCUGUGCAGACAGAAUAAAUGAGGGAGCAGAACGACAGGGAAGGGUUCUGCUUGUCAGGACUAGAAGAUGAUAGCAGUGACUCCUGAUUAUGGUCUCAUGACACUGAUGUAAAGGAGAUUCACAGGUUCCUCCAAAGGGCAAGUAUUCAUAGAAUGCUGACUCUGUACUACUACAUGAUGUUAUAAGUUGUCUUUAACUUUCAAAUCUGCAGUGCAAGGUAAGAACUGUUACUUUUACUGUUACUUCUACUUUGCUGCAAUUCUUAGAGGUUGAACUUUCCUACAAUCAUGAAGUUGACGUGGGAUGGAACCAGGGUUAUGACACUUUGGGCCUGCCUUUUUAUCGUUAUCAUGGUGUCUUUUAAUGAAUAGAUUUUAAUUUUAAAAUAAUAAAAAAUUUAAGGACUUUAUGAUUAAUGCUUUCUUUGUCUUAUUCUAAAAAUCCUAUCCUACACUGAAAAAUGAAGGUAGAUAAUUCCUUAUCUUAGAUGGUUUUAUACUUUUGCCUUUUAUGUUUAAGUAUAAUCCAUCAGGAAUUGAUUUCUGUUUUAGGUAUGGCAACUUAAUUUUACUCGGUAUGGGUACCUGCCUGUCCUGGCAGCUGUGUUGUAGAUUAAGCACCCAUAUCAAUGUAGGUCUGUGUUCUGUUUCUGAACUGUAUGCUGUCCCACUAUCUUAAUUUUUAUAGCUUUAGAAUAAGCCUUUGAAAUUGAUAUAAAACUCUUCUCCUCUAUUCUUGAAAAGUGAGUUGGCUAUUCUUGGCCCUUUGCAUUUCCAUAUAAAUUUUAGAAACAACUUGUCAAAUUUCACACACACCAGUCCAUUUUGCAUUACUAAAAGGAAAUAUUGGAGGCAGGGUAAGUUUACAAAUAAAAGGGCUUUAUUUAUCUAGCAGUUUGAGAAGUGAGCUGAUGGUGCUGGCAUCUGCUCAGCUCUGGUGAGGACCUUUCCAGUUAUGUUAUAUGUUAGUAGAGGUGUAUGUGUGAGGAAACACCCCUAUCUCUGCAGGAAGCAGAGAGAAUUAAAGGUCACUUCAGGCUUUUAUAACCACUCAUUAUCCUGAGAACUCAGUCCAUGAGACUAGGGUGCCCUUAGGAGGGCAGUGCCCUGGGUGGUCUAAGGACUUCCCACCAGGCUCUGCCUAUUAACAGUUCUAUCAGUUCCCACAUGCCAUAAUGGGACCAAACUCCCAACCAACACAUUGAACUUAGGGUACAAACCAUGUCUUACUUAAUUAUUUCUCAUUGCUGGGACAAGAUACCCAACACCCAAAGUUGAGGAAAUAAAGAUUUGUUUAUCUCACAGUUUGUGGAGGUUUCUGUUCAUAAUCAGCUUGCUCCAAUCAGGGUGGCACAUGGCAGAGAGACAAUAGUCCUAGGCUGCAGAAGACAGUAAAAGCAGAAGAGUGGAGGGAAACUCUUCCCUCAUAUUGUUUGCAGGCCACCCACUCUCAGGUGGCUGUAGCACUCACACCAUUUCCACACCCUCUUCUUGCACAGGCUCAGGAUGUUUACAAAGUGAAGACCCUGGCCCCCUGCUGAGUCACUUAGUUAAACUUCUAAACUUCUCAAGUUGACACAAUGAACCAUAUUCUAGAGUGGUAAGGGCAUGUCCUCUACACGUAAGGAUGUGGAACUGCUGAGUUACUUGGUUAAACUUCUAGCCUUCUCAGGUCAACACAAUAUAUCAACCAUUACAAACCACAUCUGAAUCAUAGCACACACAUGUUCAUACAUGCACACACAGAUGCACAUUGGAUUGGAUUUGGAAGUUGACAUGUUGAUCAAUUCAGAAAGGAUAUCUUUUCUGUAAGUACACCAAAGUUUUAUUAAUUUUCCGAUGUGUGAUACUUUGCUAUUAUAAAUACAUUUUAUAUUACCUAUUGCCUGUUACUAUUAUGUAGAUGUGCAAUUUGCUUUUUUGUUGUGGUAAAAUACACACAUCAAACUGAUGGGUUUCAACCAUUUGAAAGUAUACAAGGCAGUGGCAUUUAUUUUGAUUGCAAUAUUCUAUAGCUGUCACUGCCAUGUAAUUCAUUUCUAUGUUUAAUUUUGCUCUCAGCAGCUUGUUUUAUCUCUUAUUUUACUAAUUUUAUCUGUGGAUUCCUUUGGAUUUUCUUUGUAUCUAUAAAGAAUUACCACUUUUGAUCUAAUUCUUACCUCUUUAAUUUCUUUUUCAUGCCCAGAUGAGAAUUUGAUUACACAAGUAAAAGGAUUAGCACAAGGUUCAGCAGAGGCCAGUGCAUCUGGGGUUCCAAGAUAGUCCUAUGAUCAGUGAUUUAUUAAAAGGACUCAUGAGACUCAGCACAUGGUUGUACUCGUGACUAACAUUUAUUAUAUCAAAAGAGCAAAUGCUACAUUGGUAAAAAGCGAAGUCCAAAGAAACCCUGGUGU